Dipodomys spectabilis (banner-tailed kangaroo rat) is the source of this 3401-nucleotide messenger RNA. It is a transcript of the gene Map3k13, whose product is annotated as mitogen-activated protein kinase kinase kinase 13. NCBI's taxonomy places the organism in Eukaryota, Metazoa, Chordata, Mammalia, Rodentia, Heteromyidae. Gene Ontology annotation, molecular function: JUN kinase kinase kinase activity; protein homodimerization activity; ATP binding. The transcript is spliced from 14 exons. The record is from RefSeq and is a predicted model, not a curated record. The coding region runs from base 141 to 3038 and encodes 965 amino acids. Gene Ontology annotation, biological process: JNK cascade; protein autophosphorylation.
CAAACCUUCUGCCAGCCAGAAAACGGAGCAGCAUGUGUAGGAAUGCCUCACCGCCGUUUUGGAGCCCUCUCUUACAUCAAACAUCUGCUCUACUCAUCCUCUGAGUGUCAUCUCAGGACCUGGGCCACACUCAUGGCACGAUGGCCCGCCCUCAGGAGCACCUGAGCUGCUCCCCGUCUCCAUGCUCACCCGUGAGUGAAAGCCAGACCGUCACUGGCCUACAAGAUGAACUCGCAGCCAUGGGGAACCACCCUUUACCCAAGCUCCUCGAGGACCAGCCGGAAAGAGGCGUGGUACGCGCAGAGCUAGUGGAGAGUGUAAGCAGCCCCAUCACCACAACAGUGUUGACCAGCGUCAGCGAGGACUCCAGGGACCAGUUUGAGAACAGUGUUCUUCAACUGAGGGAACAAGAUGAAGCAGAGGUGGCUGUGUCUCAGGGGAACAACAGCACAGUAGAUGGUGAGAACACAAAUGGGACUGAGGACAUCAAGAUUCAGUUCAGCAGGUCGGGCAGUGGCAGCGGGGGGUUUCUCGAAGGACUCUUUGGAUGCUUGCGACCUGUGUGGAACAUCAUUGGGAAAGCAUAUUCCACCGAUUACAAACUCCAGCAGCAAGAUACGUGGGAAGUGCCAUUUGAGGAGAUCUCAGAGCUGCAGUGGCUGGGUAGUGGAGCCCAGGGAGCUGUGUUCCUGGGCAAAUUCCGAGCUGAAGAGGUGGCCAUCAAGAAAGUGAGAGAGCAGAAUGAGACGGAUAUCAAGCAUCUGAGGAAGUUGAAGCACCCUAACAUCAUCGCAUUCAAGGGGGUGUGUACCCAGGCCCCAUGUUAUUGUAUCAUCAUGGAGUACUGUGCCCACGGACAGCUUUACGAAGUCUUGCGAGCUGGCAGGAAGAUCACCCCACGACUGCUCGUAGACUGGUCCACAGGGAUUGCGAGUGGAAUGAAUUACUUACACCUGCAUAAAAUUAUUCAUCGUGAUCUCAAAUCACCUAAUGUUUUAGUGACUCACACGGAUGCAGUAAAAAUUUCAGAUUUUGGUACAUCUAAGGAACUCAGUGAUAAAAGUACCAAGAUGUCCUUUGCUGGCACAGUUGCAUGGAUGGCACCAGAGGUGAUACGGAAUGAACCUGUCUCUGAAAAAGUUGAUAUUUGGUCUUUUGGUGUGGUGCUUUGGGAGCUGCUGACAGGAGAGAUCCCCUACAAAGAUGUAGAUUCAUCAGCCAUUAUUUGGGGAGUUGGAAGCAAUAGCCUGCACCUCCCAGUUCCUUCCACUUGUCCAGAUGGAUUCAAAAUCCUUAUGAAACAGACAUGGCAGAGUAAACCCCGCAACCGGCCUUCGUUCCGGCAGACGCUCAUGCAUUUAGACAUUGCAUCUGCAGAUGUACUUGCCACUCCGCAAGAAACUUACUUCAAGUCUCAGGCUGAAUGGAGAGAAGAAGUAAAAAAACACUUUGAGAAGAUCAAAAGCGAAGGAACCUGUAUACAUCGGUUAGAUGAAGAACUGAUUCGAAGACGCAGAGAAGAGCUCAGGCAUGCACUGGACAUUCGUGAACAUUAUGAGAGAAAGCUUGAGCGGGCUAAUAAUUUAUACAUGGAGCUGAGUGCCAUCAUGCUGCAGCUGGAGAUGCGGGAGAAGGAGCUCAUUAAGCGAGAGCAAGCCGUGGAAAAAAAGUAUCCCGGAACUUACAAACGGCACCCUGUCCGCCCAAUAAUCCACCCAAAUGCCAUGGAGAAACUCAUGAAAAGGAAAGGUGUCCCUCACAAAGCCGGGCUACAGACCAAGCGGCCAGAUCUAUUGAGAUCUGAAGGUAUUCCUAGUACAGAGGUGGCUUCCACCACAUCCCCUUUGUCUGGAAGUCCCAAAAUGUCCACCUCAAGCAGCAAGAGCCGAUAUCGAAGCAAACCACGCCACCGCCGGGGAAACAGCAGAGGCAGCCAUAGUGACUUUGCAGCAAUCCUGAAAACCCAACCAGCCCAGGACACUUCACCCCACUCUUCUUACCUACACCAAGCCCAACCCCAGUCCCCUUCUCUCCAUCACCAUAACCCUGUGCAGCAGCAAUACCAGCAACCCCCUCCUGCCGAGUCUCAGAGCCACCAGCCCAGACUCAGUAUGCAUAGACAGGACAUCGCAACCUGCGCUAACAACCUGAGAUAUUUUGGACCAGCUGCAGCCCUGCGGAGCCCACUCAGCAACCACGCUCAAAGACAGAUGCCUGGCUCUAGCCCUGACCUCAUCUCCACAGCCAUGGCCGCAGAUUGCUGGAGAAGUUCUGGGCCUGAUCAGGGCCAGGCUGGUCUUUGGGACUGUUGUCAGGCUGACCCCUAUGACCCCUGCCUCCAGUGCAGGCCAGAACAGUCUGGGUCUUUGGACAUUCCCACUACUGAGCCAGUGGGGAGAAACACUGACCUUUCCAAGUCACCAGCACACAAUCCCCUCUCAGAAAACGCUCAAGGCUCUGAGAAAAUGGGAGAAAAUGAAUUCAGUGGCUGUACAUCUGCAUCAUCCCUUGGGACCCCUCAUCACGUCACCCCCUCAGUGCUACCUCGGAAAACAAGGCCCCUUCAGAAGAGUGGCGAUGACUCCUCAGAAGAAGAAGGGGAAGUAGAUAGUGAAGUCGAAUUUCCACGAAGACAGAGGCCCCACCGCUGUAUCAGCAGCUGCCAGUCUUACUCAACCUUUAGCUCUGAGAAUUUCUCCGUGUCUGAUGGAGAGGAAGGAAAUACUAGUGACCACUCAAACAGUCCCGAUGAGUUAGCUGGUAAACUUGAAGACCGCCUGGCAGAGAAGCUGGAUGACCUUCUGUCCCAGACCCCCGAGAUCCCCAUUGAGAUAUCUUCACACUCGGACGGGCUCUCUGACAAGGAGUGUGCAGUGCGCCGUGUGAAGACGCAGAUGUCGCUGGGCAAGCUCUGCGUGGAGGAGCGUGGCUACGAGAACCCUAUGCAAUUUGAAGACUCGGACUGCGACUCUUCAGAUGGGGAGUGCUCCGACGCCACCAUUCGGACCAACAAGCUCUACAGCUCUGCUACUUGGUGAUGAAGGAAAACCCUCUGAAAGACCUCCUGACACUGGUGUUUCAAAUCCACCCCAGCCCUAACCUCGUUUCCUGUCUCUCCCCGCUUUUUUCGUCUGGGAGGAGAGCCACCCCAUCUUUAUUACCCCUAGAAAUGAGCUGCAAUAACAGGAACACGAGACUUCGUGAAAUCUCCAGGAAAAAAAAAAAAAUCCAAAUGAAAUUUAAGUCUCACUGAACAUUUCAAUCAAGAAUGGCAGGGAUAUAUUUUAUUGAAUAUUCUAUCUACUGUAACAUUGAUAUUUAUUUUUGUUGGACAUUUUAACACUUUGUACUGUAAAGAGUGAACUAUAUAUGGUAUAUAGAAAGAAUAAUUUCUUGCAAAA